Molecule: messenger RNA, 1749 nt
Organism: Trichobilharzia szidati
Lineage: Eukaryota; Metazoa; Platyhelminthes; Trematoda; Strigeidida; Schistosomatidae
Source: the annotation of a GenBank genome assembly
GCGGAUCUUUAGAAAGUUUAAAAACUGUGGUCGGUUUUGCUGUUUGUGAAAACGUUGGCUAUUACAGCAGAUGUCGUGUUCACAGAUAGCGGUCGAGUGUUCCAAGGAGCGUUUUAGACUUGUUUAUCCUCAUGUAGACGUGUUCUAUCAGUGGAGAUACAUAUGUCUUAGUCGUGGCAACACAUUCACAUUAUACCGAUCCUUUUUCGCCCUCAUAUUUUUAACACUGCUUAUUCUGGACUAUAUUUGGAUAAUUUUAUUGACUCCAAGAUUUCCAGACUUUCUAUCUUGGUGUUUGGAUGCAUCUCAAUGGGCACUCUUAGCCACAUCACUAUGCUAUAUUCUUCUGGCUUUUAAUACCAGGUUUGUCUCAAGACAAAGCAAUGGAUCGAAUAAUGAAAUUGUUAGUGCUCCAUAUAAAUUCGUCUGGUUAUUAUAUACCUGCAGUAUAAAUUCAGUCUUUUCAACUAUGACUCUUCAUUGGAUGUUUAGUGGGAAUGCUUCAAAUCUUGAACAAACCUUGAAACACAGUCUGCCUGGUUGUUUAAUAUUAAUCGAUAUGUUUUUAACAAGUAUUCCAUUCUAUCUAUGUCAUGCAUUCUAUCCUGUUAUUGUUCAUCUACUCUAUUUGGCGAUAGCAACAUUAGGAUUAUACUUAGCUUAUACAUUUGGUAAUUUAGAUAAGACAAUUGACUCGCCAUCAAAUCCAACUGUAUUAAUCGGUGGACAUGCAUUAUUGUCGAAUGGUUAUCAAGAUUUUACAAAUAUUCCACGUAUAUUUAUUGUAUUAUUCGGUGCUAUCUCAAUUGGUAUCAUGAUACAUUGUGUUUUGUUAACAUUGUGUAUAACACGGGAUUUCUUAGCAAGUCUAUGUCAACAGAAUACUAAUGUAUGGUUAGGCGAAGAAGAGGAUGAUCCCUAUUUAAUUGAUAAUAGUACAAUGGAUUUAAUGAGUAGACAGUCGUCAACAUCACUUGUUGCGAAUAAUAAUAAUAACAAUAAUAAUAAUAAUAAUCACAGUGAUAAUGAAAAACGCAAAUGACUAGUUCACGUAUGAUGAUGAUGCUAGUGAUGAUGGUGAUGCUGAUGAACAGUUGUCAACGACGUAUUCCAGUAGUAGUUUGAUGUAUAACUAUUGUAAAAACUGUCAAUUCAUCUAUCAAUGUGCUUUCAACUGCUUUUAUUCAUCCCUUUUUAAUCUUUCUUGUCGACGAUAUUGAUGCUGAUGAUGGUGAUGAUAUUGAUAUGUGAUCCUUAUGAACUUCUUCAUGAAUUAAAUUGCAUUCCAUGAAUACAUACAUAUACGUGUGUGUAUUUUAUCUCAUUAAAACAAAUAGAGAUGUGUGUCUGUGAAUUAUAUAAUUUUUAACUUCUUUCCAAAGUUGUAUUUGUCAUUUAUUAUAACUUUUAGCUUGUCAUUUUAUUUCAUGUUUUACAUUUUUUUUUGGUCGGUUUUUUUCAGUUUUAUUUCGUCUUUUUUAAAAUUUAUCAUUGAACUUUGAACUAUUCAUUAUUCGCGGAAUUUCUCUAAAUUCAUACAAACAAUAAAUACAGCUGAAAUUGGGAUUUUUUUAAUUUUUUAUCGUAUAUACAUAUAUAUAUAUAUAUGUAUAUGUAAGAUCUCUUUAUAUACUACUGUUAAAAAGUGUCGUCCUUCUUAUAUUUCACUUUGAAAUCAUGAUUUUACUGUACAGUUUUUUUCAAGAUCAAACUAUGUCUGAUAUGUGAUAUAAUAAAGAAAAGAAGAAA